AUGCAGAUGUUCAGCCGUCAGUUGGCGUCUUCGGAGUGGUUGACCAUCCUGGGAGGAUUACUGGGCUCCGGAAUCUUCUUCUUCUCCCUCACUGCCUUCAAUAACCUGGAGAACAUCAUAUUCGGGAAAGGCUUCCAGGCCAAGGUGUUCCCAGAGGUCCUGGUCUGUCUGUUCAUCGCUCUCUUUGCCUCCGGAUUGGUCCAUCGAGUGUGCGUCACCACAUGCUUCAUCUUCUCUCUGGUGGAUCUCUACUACGUGAACAAGAUCUCCUCCGGCCUCUACCAGGCGGUGACCCCGGCGGUGACCCCGGGAAAGGUGGUGGGCAAGAGUAAGAAGAGAUCCUGA
This is a messenger RNA of Staurois parvus, 345 nucleotides long. The record is from the annotation of a GenBank genome assembly. NCBI's taxonomy places the organism in Eukaryota, Metazoa, Chordata, Amphibia, Anura, Ranidae.